CCCACUUCUCAACCCACCACCCUCGCCUCCUCCUCCUCUUCUUCUCCGUCUCCGGCCGAUCAAUCGCUAGAUCAAGGUCCUGCAAUGGCUGCCGGAGAGCCUUUCAACGUAACCGCCAGGUCCCCAGUGGGGGCGCAGCCUCACUCGCCGUGGCAUUCCCCGGUUCCGUACUUGUUCGGCGGCCUGGCGGCCAUGUUGGGUCUCAUUGCUUUUGCUCUGCUAAUCCUUGCAUGCUCCUACUGGAGGCUCUCCGGGUACCUUGAGGGAGACGGCGCCGCAGAGAGAGACCUCGAGGCCGGCGAGGGGAAAAGCGAAGACGACGCCCAGAAGCCCCCGCCCGUUUUUGAAGAGAAAAUCUUGGUGAUUAUGGCCGGCGAAGCGAAGCCGACGUUCUUGGCCACCCCCAUGUCUAGUAGGUCGUCUUCUUUUGGAGAUAAUAAUUGUAGCAGCUGCGGCAGGGAAAACAAAGAAAAGGCGGUGGAAAUGGCGCCGCCGGCGAAGCCUCAAGGUGGUAGUACUGAUCAUCAUGUUGUUCAGGUACCACAAAGUGAGAACAGAGACGAUCGUGACCAGACCUCCGGCUCAGCUGAUCAGACCCAUUGAUCUCUUUUUUUUUUUUUUUUUUUUUCUGGUUUUCUUGUGGGAGCUCAUGCUAUACACUGAUACACAUUUAUGAGCUCCCAAACAUGUUUAGGUUUCUCAAGGAUGUAGUUCCUUUUUCUUCCCUUUUUCUUUUUCUUCGGGAAAAUGUAAAUAUCUUUGAGAUCAGAUCGAAGAAGUACCUAGUUCUUCAUAA
Messenger RNA from Corylus avellana, 796 nucleotides. RefSeq names its product glutamine dumper 3 (gene GDU3). The record is from RefSeq and is a predicted model, not a curated record. Lineage: Eukaryota; Viridiplantae; Streptophyta; Magnoliopsida; Fagales; Betulaceae. Gene Ontology annotation, biological process: regulation of amino acid export.